Haliotis rubra (blacklip abalone) is the source of this 2585-nucleotide messenger RNA. RefSeq lists its product as uncharacterized. The coding region runs from base 459 to 2156 and encodes 565 amino acids. NCBI's taxonomy places the organism in Eukaryota, Metazoa, Mollusca, Gastropoda, Lepetellida, Haliotidae. The transcript has 14 exons. The record is from RefSeq and is a predicted model, not a curated record.
GGACGACUCAGGGGAAAUCUAGACUUGCUCCAUUUAGGACUUGCAGCGAGGGCUUGGCAGUCGGGAAAAUAAUGUGGUUCAGGGACUGUGACAGUCUAGGGGGAUUCCCUUUCAAUUGUCAACGCGGUCCUCGCUGGUCAAAAGGCCUGUUUGUUGGGUCACCGUGGAUGAACUAGGGUCACCGAAGCUAAUUGGCAUUCGGUGAUAACGUGGAACAAUUAAAACCACUAGCUUGACAAGUGAGAGUAAUAAUUAUGGCUCUUGUUUACAUGUGUUCGGUUCUCUACCCGUGUUAGUCAUAUAUUGAGACUUAACAUCCGGGUUUAUGUCACCCGGAUUGAAGGAGCUUGAUCGAGGAGAUCCGAGUCACAUACUUUCUCCAAGAUUAUUGCCCAAGGAUGGUUUAAUGCUGUAAAACAUGUUUCCUGCCCUUGAGGACAGGGUAACUGAGUGCCAAAAUGCCAAAAAUACAGAUGCUUAUAGUGAUAUAUGGAAUAUUCAUACAUGCAGCUGACAAUGCCCGACUUCCUCUUUUGACUUGUUUACCAAGAACAGAUGAAGACCCAUGCCCACCUGACUAUGAAUUAGUUACAUGCACUACAAGCGGGACCCAAGACGGGUGCGUUCCUUGUCCUCCAGGACUCCGCAUGUGCGAUGCUACCACAUCGGAGUUGCCGUCAAAAUGUUACGACCCGAGAGAAGCCUGCUCUGCCGAUGGAGAUAACAGAGUCCAGGUGACUGACCUACCUGGAGGAGGAUGCACAAUAAGGUGCAUCUGUAACGAGAGCGCAGGAUUCUCGGGACCUGACCCUCUACAGUGUCAGUCACAUGACCAGCCAUGUGACCAGAGCAGUUAUCACGAGUUAGAUUCUCACCAUUGUCUGCCUUGUCCCGAGAACCAGCACAACCCCCAUGAUGACGGACUGGACAAGUGUGUGCCACGCUCAACACGGCCUUCCACUGCAGUUAACCCUCAACAAACACUGCUUGUUCCUUCCACAACACCAGCAGCAGCAUCAACGACCACAACAGCUGCAUCUGCCGCUUUGGAUGCAGACAACGACAAUGAUAAUGGCGAUGAUAUGCGAAGCAUAAACUCUCUGACAGACACCCAGAACGACAUUGGCACCAGAUACAUAUGGAUCAUCGGUGUACUGAUUGCUUGCAUCAUCAUCAUCGGAAUUGUGGCUGUCUGGUGUUACUGCAGGCUCAAUGGCAAAACAAAUGCUGAAAUUCUCAAUUGUUUUUGCUGUGUGUUUGCACUUGGUUCCAAUAGGAAUAAUGCAGUGGUUAACCAAGGUGUGCCUAGGUUUAACCAUGAACUGCAGCCUCUUCAAGGAUUGGACACUGAGGCAGAUCAAGAAGAGCGACCAGUUGAUCCCCCGGGGCAGUGUGUUGAUCCUCCGGGGCAACCUGUUGAUCCUCCAGGGCAGCCUGUUGAUCCUCCGGGGCAACCUGUUAACCCUCCAGGACAGCCUGUUGAUGAAGGAACUCUGCCUAAACAAUGGACGCCAGGUCUUCCAAGAUAUACUUCUAAUGAAGACUUACCCUCUGACCACCCUCCACCUUACACUGUAGAACCGAUUAUGCCUGGGGCCAGGGAACUAACCGUGAACUUAGACGACAGUGCCUUGAGUGAUCCUGGUCACAUGACAGGAAGGUCAUGUGCAGCUGGGCCCGAUACAACACAAAGAAAAAUGGAACUUGGGCUCAGUGCAGGUGAAUUUCCAAUCCCCACAAGUCAAGAUGGGCCAUGUGCUAUGACUCGGGGGACUAUUGAGAAAUCACACAAUCGGCCAUUGCUUCAAGGUCCGCUGGAGACGUGUCCGAAGGAAGUUGUGCAAGGACAUGUAGCUGAAGUGUCAGAGACUGAGAAAAAAAUACCAGUCUUAGGUAGAGGUCCAGUUGUAUCACAAAGGAUCACAAAGGAAACACCAGUCUCACCUCAGUCGCAGCCUCAGCUUCAGGCCCAACCCCAGGUCAAAUGCCAAACCCAGGCCCAGGCUCAACCGAAAGUCCAGGCUCAACCCAAAGUCCAGUCUCAGCUGCAGGGCCAACCCCAGAACAGUGUUGUGGACAGUGGGCAUCACAUCCCAGGGUCACGUCCAUCGUUGGGUGGAGAGUCACUCCAUAUGAGCAGCUUCAACUUAGAAUAAAUUCCUACAAUGUAUUAACAGCCAAACUCUCCAGGUUGUAAAGUCAAGGAUUAAAUAGACAUUCAGCAUGAAAUCUGGGUACACAACAGAAUACUGGAUACCUAUCAACCAUGAUGUUAUUAUUUAUAUGAUACAACAGCAUGUGACAGCAUGACUGUUUUCAAAAUGAGGCAGUGAUACUUGAACAGUCCAAAGUAAAUACUGGUUGCAUUUCUAUGUUUAAUAUAACUGAAUCUCAAAACUGAAUAUCAAAGUUAAGUUAUCACAGAUACAAUUCAUCAGUUUCAUCUGUUGCAGACAUAUGUACACAGGAAUUGUUUCAAGUCAUUGUGUGGGGAGCAAGUCCCCAACCUUAUUCUACUGAGAUAGCAUACAAUGUUUGAAACCUUUAACAAGGAUGGAGGCCAAAUAAAAAAAAUGUUGUGGUUC